CCUCCCAGUCAUGAUCGCAGUGCUCAUAGCGAACGCCAUAUCGCAGCUGUUGCAGCCAUCCAUAUACGACAGCAUCAUCCAGAUCAAGAAGCUGCCGUACCUGCCGGAUAUACUUACGUCCACAAACGCCUACUCCAUCUACGUGGAGGACAUCAUGGUGCGGGAGGUGCAGUACAUCUGGCACGGCAUCAGCCACCGACAGCUGCGGCAGGUGCUGCGAGAAAACAAGAAGCUCUCCAGCGUGCCGCUGGUCGACUCUCAUGACUCGAUGGUGCUGCUGGGUAGCAUCAAGCGGAAACACCUGGUGCUGCUCCUGGAGAAGCACCUCGGACGCGACCGACGCAUGGAGGUGGUCACGCGAUGGCAGCGAGCGGCGCAAAAGGUGCGCCUGUCGCGGCCCAACCGCAGCUGGAAGGACCUGGUGGCGCUGGCCACGGCUGAACACCGGGAGGAGCAGCCGACAUUGCCGGAGCUGCGUAUCACUCCAACAAGCCUCUCCGAGGCCGGCGACGACGAGGAGCAGGUCCCGUACGGACAGGGCCCGUACGGACAGGGCCCGUACGAACAGGACCCGUACGAACAAGGGCCCGGCCCCCGUAGCAACAGGGCCCGCAUCGACAGGGCUCGUACCGACAGGGCCUGUACGGACACCUCCGCCGGCAUGACGCCGCUCCUAUCCGGCUGCCUGUUCAGCCCGCUGACGCAGGCGGUGGCCGGCCUCUCGUCAGCCUCCUCGCCCACCUCGUCUGACCCCAGCACUGCGCCGCAGGCGGUGGCCGGCCUCUCGUCGGCCUCCUCGCCCACCUCGCCGCCGGAUCGCCGGCCUCUGCGGCCAAUCCUGAAGAAGACUGACUCGUUUAGCCUGCGCUCGGCGAAGGCCGGCUCGCACAGCUGGUUCGGGUCGUCCUACGCCACCGUCACUGGCAGCAGCGACACCAGGCUCUCCGACGCCCCUCCUGUCCCCCGCUGUGUGCGGUCGCUACACGUCUGUCUGCCCGUCGGUUCCGUCACGCUCCGAGCGCCCACCACGUCCGGCGCCGCUGAAAUGAUGGAGCGGAUCGGUGGUUACUCGAUCGUCGGUGCCGCCGCGCUAGCCGGCUCCGUCACGCACACCAUCUCUACCUCAGUAAUCGUGUUCGAACUCACCGGUCAGAUCACCCACAUCCUCCCAGUCAUGAUCGCAGUGCUCAUAGCGAACGCCAUAUCGCAGCUGUUGCAGCCAUCCAUAUACGACAGCAUCAUCCAGAUCAAGAAGCUGCCGUACCUGCCGGACAUACUUACGUCCACAAACGCCUACUCCAUCUACGUGGAGGACAUCAUGGUGCGGGAGGUGCAGUACAUCUGGCACGGCAUCAGCCACCGACAGCUGCGGCAGGUGCUGCGAGAAAACAAGAAGCUCUCCAGCGUGCCGCUGGUCGACUCUCAUGACUCGAUGGUGCUGCUGGGUAGCAUCAAGCGGAAACACCUGGUGCUGCUCCUGGAGAAGCACCUCGGACGCGACCGACGCAUGGAGGUGGUCACGCGAUGGCAGCGAGCGGCGCAAAAGGUGCGCCUGUCGCGGCCCAACCGCAGCUGGAAGGACCUGGUGGCGCUGGCCACGGCUGAACACCGGGAGGAGCGUCGGCUCCGGCUCCGGCGCGGUUCCUCCCGGUUCGCCGUGACGCCCGUGAGGCCGACAUUGCCGGAGCUGCGUAUCACUCCAACAAGCCUCUCCGAGGCCGGCGACGACGAGGAGCAGGUCCCGUACGGACAGGGCCCGUACGGACAGGGCCCGUACGAACAGGACCCGUACGAACAAGGCCCGUACGGACAGGGCCCGUACGAACAGGGCCCGUACCAUCAGGGCCCGCGUCCACAGGGCCCGUACCGACAGGGCCCAUACCGACAGGGCCCGUACCGACAGGGCGGUGGCGGCCUCUCGUCGGCCUCCUCGCCCACCUCGCCGCCGGAUCGCCGGCCUCUGCGGCCAAUCCUGAAGAAGACUGACUCGUUUAGCCUGCGCUCGGCGAAGGCCGGCUCGCACAGCUGGUUCGGGUCGUCCUACGCCACCGUCACUGGCAGCAGCGACACCAGGCUGAGGGCGACAGCUGAGGACGUGCUGCAGAGGGCGAGGGAGACGCGGGUGGAGGAGCCGCCGCAGCCGCCGCCACCGCCGGAGAAGCGGGUUACACUGCCGGUGGAGAGGGUGAUCGAUAUGUCAUACGAGGAUCAAAAGCUCUGGGAGGAAGAAGAGCUCGACAAAGAAGUUAACUUUGAUGACUGCAAAAUAGACCCGGCGCCAUUUCAGCUGGUGGAGCGCACCUCCCUGCUGAAGGUGCACUCGCUCUUCUCCAUGCUGGGGCUGAACCACGCUUACGUGACGGCCAUCGGCCGUCUGAUCGGCGUUGUGGCCCUCAAGGAGCUGCGCCAUGCGAUCCAGCGUGCCAACCACUUCUUGCCGGAGGUGGAGGCCGAGUCGGAAGACCUGCCGUCCUCGGCGACCAGCAGCGUGGCGAUGGAGCGCGGGUCUCCGCGACUGACUCGCCGCCGGCCGAGCCACAGGGGCGACGGGCUCGUGUGACGCCGCCGGAGGCCGCUCACCUGACCCGGCUGGCUCACCUCACCUGGGCAGCUCACGUCGUCGGGAUCUGUCCUCAUCUGCAGACCUCACCUCUCUUUGGGGGUCUGCCGUAACCUGGAGGGCCCACCUCAUCUGGGGAGCUCGCCGCUCUCCCUGGGAGUUGCCUCAUCUGAGGAGCUCACUGCUCACCUGAGAGCUCACUGCUCACCUGAGGACCUCACUGCUCACCCGGUGAGCACGGCGUGCCCGGCCCUGCGGGGGUCCGGCAGUGCGGCACGUCUCGCUGUUUCAGCGCUCCAGCGUCACAUCCAUCGGGUCGUCAGACUGCCACAAACGGAACCAGCCGGCUGUGGGCAGGGGGCCGACCGGCCGCCGCCGCCAUGCCGGCUUCAAUGUUCACCUCAGAGGCACGUGCCGCUGCCGCUCGAGGGGGCGAGCCCGGGUGCCGUGCUCCCCCGUCUGCCCUGUGCGGCUCACUGCUGGUCCCAUCGGUGGACCGAGGGACCGCUCGGUGAGGCGUCAGUGGUGUCAGAGGAGGUCACUGGUCCGCACCGCCGCGCCGGCCUACCCGCCACGGCCGCAGCAGCAGUGC
This is a messenger RNA of Pollicipes pollicipes, 3152 nucleotides long. RefSeq lists its product as uncharacterized. The coding region runs from base 11 to 2560 and encodes 849 amino acids. Gene Ontology annotation, cellular component: plasma membrane. Gene Ontology annotation, biological process: chloride transport; transmembrane transport. Gene Ontology annotation, molecular function: voltage-gated chloride channel activity. The transcript is spliced from 23 exons. The record is from RefSeq and is a predicted model, not a curated record. Lineage: Eukaryota; Metazoa; Arthropoda; Thecostraca; Pollicipedomorpha; Pollicipedidae.